This is a messenger RNA of Mercenaria mercenaria, 7201 nucleotides long. Its product is annotated as SRSF protein kinase 3-like. Gene Ontology annotation, molecular function: ATP binding; protein kinase activity. The record is from RefSeq and is a predicted model, not a curated record. The transcript is spliced from 17 exons. Gene Ontology annotation, biological process: spliceosomal complex assembly; protein phosphorylation; regulation of mRNA processing. NCBI's taxonomy places the organism in Eukaryota, Metazoa, Mollusca, Bivalvia, Venerida, Veneridae. Bases 62 to 2350 code for a protein of 762 amino acids.
AAUGAAAUCACCCACAAUGCAAUUCGAUAACAACACGCAUGCGCUUACGUUCCAUAAAUGAAUGGUGAAAAUGAGUUCUAAAAUAGCAAGAAAAGCUCAAGCCAUUCAGUCGCGGAAAAAACGUGCCAAGGCUAAAUCCAGGUUCAAAGCAGACCGUCAGACGAUAAGAAGAGAAGGUGGCAGAAGCUCCAGUGAACCAGACCUGCGUUUCUUCCACUAUUACUAUCCUCGUCUACAUCAUGACACCAUCAUUCUAUCUGAUUCACAUGGAAAGCACGACCCAGUGUAUGAUGAGGAAGAGGAGGAUGAGGAAAUCCUGGGCUCUGAUGAUGACGAACAAGAAGACCCUAAAGACUAUUGUAGAGGCGGUUACCAUCCUGUGAAGAUUGGCGAUUUAUUUAAUAACAGAUACCAUGUUGUGCGGAAGUUGGGAUGGGGACAUUUCUCAACAGUCUGGCUCUGCUGGGAUCUAAAAGCCAAAAGAUUUGUUGCUAUGAAGGUUGUGAAGAGUGCCCAGCACUACACAGAAACUGCCAUUGAUGAAAUCAAACUUCUCAGAUGUGUACGUGAAGCAGAUGAAAAUGACCCAUUCAGGGAAAGGACAGUACAACUGUUGGACGAUUUUAAAAUAUCAGGUGUAAAUGGAACACAUGUAUGUAUGGUGUUUGAAGUAUUAGGCAACAAUCUACUCAAGUUCAUCAUCCGUUCCAACUAUCAAGGAAUCCCACUCCCAAAUGUGAAAAAUAUUAUGAGACAGGUCUUGCAAGGCUUACAUUAUCUGCAUGCUAAAUGCAAGAUAAUCCAUACAGAUAUAAAACCAGAGAAUGUACUUAUAUGUGUUGAUGAACCAUAUAUAAGAAAGUUGGCAGCAGACGCAUAUGAAUGGCAAAAAAUGGGAGUUAAACUGCCUGGAUCAGCAGUCAGCACAGCUCCAAAAGAAAAACCAGUUGAUGCUGCAAAAAUGUCCAAAAAUAAAAAGAAGAAGUUAAAAAAGAAAGCCAAGAAGCAGCAACAGUUGAUGGAUCUCCAGAUGCAGCAGAUAACAGAGGCAGAGCAGGAAAAGCUCACUGAUGAGUCCGAGCAUCAGGAGCAAGACGUAGCUGCUAGUGACUCACAACAAACCCAGAGAUCUUUGAUUGCGGCCGACACCAAUGAGCCAAACUGUGAUAGCAGCAAUCGUAAUAGUGUGGUGGUUGAAAACAACGACCCUGAUGCUGCCCCGCCCACCAACCAGCCUGUCAACAAUACUGACACGCCCACCACCGCCACAACUACUACCAGUGAUACACCAAAAAUAGACAACACUGUAAACAUCACCAUUAACAAUGAAAAUGACAUAAAUAUUCUCAGUCAGCAGAACAAUAAUGCCAAUCCAAACAAAUCCAGUGACAAAGAUACACUUGAUAAGUCAAGUCUAAGAGAACAGGAAGAAAACCUGAAAAAUUCCUCAGAAUCUCUACAAAACAAUGUGUGUAAGAUUGUCGACCAAAAGGAAAACCUCGAUAUGAAAAAUCCAAAUAUCACUGAUUGUGAAUCUCCUACUGUUGAAACAAGUAAAGGUAUUUCAACAUCAACGAGUGGAGAUUCUUUAAGUGUGUCAGUGUCAGAGUGUAAUGGACAUGAUUCUCCUGUAAAGGAGACGGCCAGUGUUGAGGCUGGCACAGUUGACAAUGAAGUGAGUGUUACAACUAACUGUGAUGAUAAUGUAAUGGAUCAAGAAUCAGAUGGGCGGAGUCAAGGUAACGAAGAGACAGAGCAGGAUGCUCCUGAUGGUGACCAGGAGAAAGGUGAUGGUGAUGCUUCCUCAAUGAAUGAUGUUGUUUUUGAUCCUGUUAGAGAAAUCUGUGACAUCCCAUGUAAACUGGCAGAUCUGGGUAAUGCCUGCUGGACUUAUCAUCAUUUCACAGAAGACAUACAGACUCGGCAGUACAGAUGUCUUGAAGUUUUAGUUGGGGCAGGGUAUGGUCCUCCAGCUGAUAUCUGGAGUACAGCUUGUAUGGCAUUUGAGUUGGCAACAGGUGAUUAUUUGUUUGAGCCACAUUCUGGAGGGGAGGAGUACUCCAGAGAUGAGGAUCAUCUUGCACACAUCAUAGAACUGCUGGGACCUAUACCUCGACAUAUAGCACUGUCUGGAAAAUACUCGAGAGAAUUCUUUAAUAGGAAAGGUGAAUUGAGAAACAUAACCAAGUUGAAACCAUGGGGAUUAUUUGAAGUUCUGUCUGAGAAGUAUGAGUGGGAUCCUGAAGAGGCCCAGGCAUUUGCUGAUUUCCUGACUCCAAUGUUGCAGUUUGAACCUGAGAAGCGAGCCACUGCCGGAGAGUGUCUACUACACCCAUGGUUAAACUCCUAGUACAUGUUGUAGACAUAAUAUCUUAACAGGCUAUACUCUAUCUGCCCUAGCCAGAUCCACUAGUGACAUUUUGUUCGUACCCAUGUGUUAUUUCUUGAGGGAUAGAUACAUUGCCAUUAGCUGAAAUUCAGCUUCUUUUUACAAACUGAUUUCCACGUUUGUUUUCAAUGAAUUAAGUGAAAUCUGGGUUUCUGCAUUUGAUGUUUUUGAAGGUACUGGUAAUGUUUGUAUUAAGAAAUUUUUAGACUAAGUGCUUUUGCUAGAACAGAACAUUUCUUGCAAGGGAGAUAAGAAUGUUGGAAUAAUCAUCAUAUUGAAAAUAAAGUCAUUUCUUCAGCCAGAACCAUUAAAACUUAUUUUGUUAAUCCAUUUUUUCUGGUUGAGGAAUAAUUAGAAAUAAAUUUGUUUCAGUACAAUGAAUAUAUUAUAUAAAGAAAUGCAUUCAUAUGAUAGAUUCAGUGUGAAGGGAUGCCUUGUAUCUUGAAGCUUGUAUAUAGAUAAUACCGUAUUGCCUGGUUUAUCUUCAGAUGUUUUAACCCAGGUUUUAUUUCUGAUUGUAAAACUUUGUUAUCAUUUUUGUUGCUUAGUGCAUAGGCUUUACUUGAACAAGUUAAGACAGAUUAAUUGAAUCGAUACAGCUGCACAGUCUUUUCCACCCUGCAAGUGUUGUUAAUGCUACCAGUUGUGAGAAAGAGAGCUUAGAUGAUUUGAAGUAUUUUUGAAGAGAAAUGCUAUAAAAUCUGUUAAAACAGAAUUUUUGAAAAUGUUGCAAGAAGUCAGACUGCAAAUGUUUGAGAGCAAACUGAAAUUUGAAAUUACUGUAUACUGUAGAUUAGGUAAAUAUGGAGUAAGCUUUAUUUAACGAUUUCUUGUUAGCAGCCUUAAGGUGGUUCUGCACAUUUGAUAAACCAGAAGUAAUGGUGUAACAUCAUUUGUCCGUAUAACGUAGAAUAAACCCUGGACUAGGCAUACGGAAAAGAAAAUCAGUUUAUGAAUAAAUGGCAACCUAUUAGUAGAAUUUUUAAAAUGACAACUUGACUACCUUUCUAGAGAUAAAGUAUGAUAUAAAGAAGUUUGACACGUUAAAUAAUUCCAAAUAAUAUCUCAAAAUCAGCUUGAAAUGUAUGAAUCCCUUUAAUCAUGGUCAGAUAUCUUAAAAACCAGCACACAGACCUAUAUGUUUUAUUUCACCAUAUUAUAGACCAUAUGUUACUUUAUAAUUGUGAGAAGUUUCAUCAAAAUCUACAUUGUAGAAAAAAAUCUUAUUCAAAAAAUUAUUUAAAAAUGUCAUCAAAAUUGUGAUUUGCCCAUUUCCCAUGAAAACCUUUGUGGUCCAAAUUUUUCAAAUAAAUCUAGCAAAAAUUCAAGCACACAACCCAAUAUUUUUUAUUUGCUUAAUUUUCUAAGUAUACUCUAAAGAUUUGAAAAAUUAGGGUCUGAUCAAAUUCUACAUUACAGAAAAGAAAUUGAUCCAAACAUGCAGAACUACCUUAAUUAGGUAAAGAAUUGGUGGACAUUAGUGUUUGUAUCAUAGGCCAUGAUGCAGAUCAAUAUUCACAAAUAUUUUGAGUAAGCGACUGGCAUUAUUUGGGAAUGUUAGCUAGAAUAAAAAUGUUGAAAAUAUUACCUAGUCCACAGUAUACUAUUUUAAACAGAGCUCCUUAUUCAUUGCCCUUAUUCACUUUUUAGCAUUAAGGUGUAAAGUAAACUUGUUAAAAUAGACAAUAUAGUGUGUCUAGUGGAUUUCAAGGAGCAUUUGCACUUCUGCGGUCCCUAUAAUAAAAGUAGUUUAAAAAUGUUUUCAGAAUUAAAAGUUAUAAGGGGUAACUUUAUUUUUAGAUGAACAUGUUUGGGGCUGCCGCCACCACACCCUGCUUUGCCCCACACCCAGCUUGCAGGGCAUGCGCAUUUUAAACUUCCAGGGACUGCUUAAGUGCAUUCUACACGACUUCGGUUUAGAAGUAUUUUAUUAAAAUAAAAAAUUUAAUUACGAAAUCUAGUGCUUUAUCUAAUUUUCAGUCUACAAAGGUUUCUUGUAGCUGGCUAAGUUGCAUUUUCAAAGGGUACAAUCCUGGCUUUGCACAGGGUUUAUUUUCUCUCAGAGAUCUGAUUUUGUUACAUGUACUUGGAAAACUAAAUAUAUAACUUAACAUUCCCUUUAAGCAAGGAGUUUUCAACAAAAAAGUGCUUUAAAAAGCUUCUCUACAGUGUUGAAAUUCAGAAGCCUUGUUUUAUGUUCUAGUUCUCUAUAAAACUGUAUUACACUAAUUUGUGCUAUGGAAAAUGUCUCUAUUUUUAGCUCGACUAUUCAUAGAAUAGUAGAGCUAUUGGACUCGCCCAUGCGUCGGCGUCCCGAUUUGGUUAAGUUUUUGUAUGUAAGCUGGUAUCUCAGCAACCACUUGUGGGAAUGGAUUGAAACUUCACACACUUAUUCACUGUGAUAAACUGACUUACAUUGCACAGGUUCCAUAACUCUAUUUUGCUUGUUUACAAAAUUAUGCCCCUUUUUUGACAUAGAAAUUUUUGUUUAAGGUUUUGUAUGUAAGCUGGUAUCUCAGCAACCACUUGUGGGAAUGGAUUAAAACUUCACACACUUAUUCACUGUGAUAAACUGACUUACAUUGCACAGGUUUCAUAACUCUAUUUAGCUUUUUUACAAAAUUAUGCCCCUUUUUCGACUUAGAAUUUUUUGGUUAAGGUUUUGUAUGUAAGCUGGUAUCUCAGUACUCACUAAUUGGAAUGGAUUGAAACUUCACACACUUGUUCACUGUCAUGAUCUGACAUACACAAAGCAGGUUCCAUAACUCUGUUUUGUUUUUUUUACAAAUUUAUGCCCCUUUUUCGACUUAGAAUUUUUUGGUUAAGGUUUUGUAUGUAAGCUGGUAUCUCAGUAUCCACUAAUGGGAAAGGAUUGAAACUUCACACACUUGUUCACUGUCAUGAUAUGACAUGCAGUGCAAAGGGUCAAUAACUCAACUUUGCAUUUUACAAAAUUAUGCCCCUUUUUAAACUUAGGAGUUUUGGGUUAAAUUCUUAUAUGUAAGCUGGUAUCUCAGUACCCACUAAUGGGAAUGGAUUGAAACUUCACACACUUGUCCACUGUCAUGAGCUGAUAAGCACUAUGCAGGUUCCAUAACCCUAUUUUGCUUUUUUUAAAUAUUGCCCCUUUUUAGACUUUCGUAUUCAUUCAGUCGACAAGGCUGUUGAAUAGUCGAGCGUUGCUGUCCUCCGACAGCUCUUGUUGUGAAUAUUGUUGUUUAUAGUUUGUUAGAAGUAGUUGUUUAUGAUUUUAUGAGGUAAAUGGUAUGGAAAUACAUGUGCCACAUGACUGUCUGACUGCUGCGAAAUCGAAUCAAAUACUUCAGUUUUAAUACAUGUAGAAACUAACGAACUAGAGUUAGUUUUGUGUCUAGAGGUUGUGAAUGUUUGCUGUAUGAAGAGAAAGUCAAAUGGUAUAACAAUAUGGCCGGCAGAAUUACAGAACUAUUACAUAGUGAAAAUGGAUUGAAAGCUAAACUAUAAAUCAAAAUCUUAAAGUUAGUGCUUCCAGAUAAUACUUCAUACUGCUUUAAAAAUGAAAUUUAAAUAUUGCAAAAAUUGCUUCUUAAACACGGAUAUUUCCCAACACUAACAACCUUUAACUAAAUGGUGUGAAUUUUUUAAAUUCUGUUUUUGUAUGUUGUUGAGGAUUAAGAAUCGUGCUUGUUUCAUAUAAACAGUAUUUUUGGUCUUGAAAUGGAUAGUUUUUAUUUCAGUCGUAAGAAAAAAUCUUUUGAAGGAUGGUCUAUGUAAGGAUAUACCUUUAUCAGAUCAGCACCUUAUUCCUUACUUGUUGAUAACUGUACUAAAUGAAAAUUCCCCUUUGGUAUUUCCAUGAAGGUUAAUAGUGCUUAGUGUGAUUGUAAAAGAACAAAUAAAAGUUACCAUCAGGUCCACAGUUUCAAGUCCUAUAUUGCUUUGUAUAAGUUAAGUCUGAGAAUUAUACAAAAUUUAAAAUAAAACUAUUAAGUGAACUUGUUGAAGAUAAGGUAAAAAAUAAAAUCAGUGGUUUCAUAUAUCACUAGAAAUUUUAAAUUUGUGUACAAGUGUUGGUAAUUCCUUCAUUGCUCUCUAGCUUUCAUUUUAUAUUCACACCAUUUCACUAGUCUGUAUAUUACUACACUUGCCAUAAGCUUGUGUAAAGCCAGGAUCUUUAUUAUUUUUGUUGCUUUGCUAUACACAGUAUAUAUGAUUUUUACCACAAGGGAUGUUUACAAGUGGCACAGCUCACAAGUAGUAUACUUUAUACAAGUAACUGUUUUUGUAAAACCAUCUACAUUUUAAUGGCAGAUACCUCUAAAUACUGAUAUUGUUCUGUAUAUCUUGCCUGAUGAAAAACUUACCAUUUUACAAUAUUUUUGCAGUUGUUACGCAAAAGCUAUUGUAAAUGAUUCGUCUAUUUAUUUUGAGAAGUAUUUGCCAUUUAAAUGGAGUCAUUUUCACAUGUUGCAGAACAGAUAAACAGUGAAAGAAUGACACAUCUAGUCAGAGUAAAAUUUCUGAGGCAAAGAAAGGGCAUUGGUCUCGAGUACACAGAGUUCAUAUUCUGUAUGGGAGCUUAAACAGAUGACUUCAUUGUAGAAGUGUGAUUGUAUUUAUAUAUAGAUAUUAUAUAUCAGUAGUGCACUUUGUUAUGUUGGUAGUAAUGGACCGGCUUAUGUUGCCUACAUGUAUGUAUACUUCAUCUCAAAAACUUGUCAUCCACUUCAUAUAAAUUAACAUACCAUUCUCUAACCUUUGGUGAAAUAUUGCAUUUUAAAAGUUUCUGUAAUUUAAGUUAACAGGACUGCGAUUAAAGUUUAUGCAAAUACA